ACUUCUGAUACUCUCUCUCUCUCUCUCUCUCUCUCUCUCUCUCUCUCUGUGAAUGGAUCGCUUGCUUCGUAGCUCCAAACUGUUACCUCAUUCUAUUAUCAGUUUAAGCUGUCACCAAUGCUUUGGUGGUUUCCACAGUAUAGGAUAUGGAUUAAAUAGAAGGGGUUGCUUAAGGUUGAAAUGUUAUGCAAUUGGAGAAGAGGUAGGUGGGCCGGAAUAUUUUCAGGAAAAUUCUUUGAAGGGGAAAGAUAAUGGAUCUCAUUUUGGAGGGUUUAGUGGAUCAGGCACUUCGUUGAGUACCGUGAAUGCUGAAAUUACGCAAGAAACCAUAGAUUUCUUUGUUAGUGAUGCAGAGGGUGAUCCUGACUGCCCUUCAGAAGGUUUCUCGUCGAUUGAUGAGGCCAUCAGUGCUUUACAUGACGGAAAUUUUGUGAUUGCUGUAGAUGAUGAAAAUGGUGAUAAUGAAGGGGAUCUUAUUAUGGGAGCGACUUUAGUAAACCCUCGGGCUAUCGCAUUCAUUAUGAGACAUGGCUCUGGGAUUGUCUCAGUGGGUAUGAUGGAAGAAGACCUUCAGAGGUUGAUGAUUCCUAUGAUGUCCCCAAUUGCAGAAAUCGAGGACCUCUCAGCUGCAGCUUCUACAGUAACAGUGGAUGCCAGAGUGGGCACUUCAACUGGUGUAUCAGCUGCAGAUAGGGCAAAGACAAUCCUUACUCUAUCUUCUCCAGAUUCUAAGCCCGGAGAUCUCAGGAGACCAGGCCAUGUUUUUCCUCUGAAGUAUAGAAAUGGAGGUGUGCUAAAGAGAGCUGGUCAUACGGAGGCAUCAGUGGAUUUGGUUACACUGGCUGGGCUGCGACCUGUUUCAGUUCUUUCGACCAUUGUUGACCCUUUGGACGGCUCAAUGGCAAAUUGGACUGCAUUAAAAGAAUUGGCUGCGGAAUAUAGUUUACCAAUUAUCUCAAUUGCUGAUCUGAUACGGUAUAGAAGAAAGAGGGAGAAACUGGUGGAAAAAAUUGCUGUCUCACGUUUGCCCACUAAAUGGGGCCUUUUCCAAGCUUAUUGUUAUCGAUCCAGGUUAGAUGGAACAGAACAUAUUGCUGUUGUAAAGGGUGAUAUCGGCAAUGGACAAGAUGUUCUCGUAAGAGUUCAUUCUGAAUGUUUAACUGGAGAUAUCCUCGGGUCGGCUCGGUGCGACUGUGGCAAUCAACUGGAUCUUGCGUUGCAACUGAUUGAGAAAGCGGGAAGAGGGGUUUUAGUCUAUCUUCGCGGCCACGAAGGAAGAGGCAUUGGCUUGGGGCAGAAGCUCCGCGCGUAUAAUUUACAAGAUCAAGGGCACGACACUGUUGAAGCUAAUAUCGAACUCGGAUUGGCUGUCGAUGGUCGCGAGUAUGGAAUUGGUGCUCAGAUCCUUCGAGACAUCGGUGUGCGAACAAUGCGCUUAAUGACGAAUAAUCCAGCAAAGUUUAUCGGGCUCAAAGGCUACGGCCUUGCUGUGGUAGGAAGAGUCCCUGUUAUAUCCCCUGUGACAGAAGAGAACCAGAGAUACCUCGAAACCAAGAGGACGAAGAUGGGCCAUGUGUACGGUUCGGAUCUCCCGGAUAUCUCGCCCGGAUUCAUAAAGCCAGAUUUAAAUGAGGAACAGUAGUAUUUUUUUUUCCCCCUGCUUUGGAGCUCCAUUAAUAGAUCUUUUUUUUUUUUUUAUUUAACACUUGAAAGAGUAAGAGAAAGUUCAGAUGAUUUUGAAAGAAGUUUGGCUGCACAGUUCAUGAGACAUGAAACAUGUUAAACUGCUGUAUUCUUUUCUUGUUAUACAUACAUUUAGAUGAAAAUAAGAUAUAUACCCUUUUUUUAAAUUUCA
Molecule: messenger RNA, 1855 nt
Organism: Ananas comosus (pineapple)
Lineage: Eukaryota; Viridiplantae; Streptophyta; Magnoliopsida; Poales; Bromeliaceae
Product: probable monofunctional riboflavin biosynthesis protein RIBA 3, chloroplastic
Exons: 7
Coding region: 53-1642 (529 amino acids)
Biological process (GO): riboflavin biosynthetic process
Cellular component (GO): cytosol
Molecular function (GO): GTP cyclohydrolase II activity; 3,4-dihydroxy-2-butanone-4-phosphate synthase activity
Source: RefSeq, a predicted model, not a curated record